Oppiella nova is the source of this 555-nucleotide messenger RNA. NCBI's taxonomy places the organism in Eukaryota, Metazoa, Arthropoda, Arachnida, Sarcoptiformes, Oppiidae. The record is from the annotation of a GenBank genome assembly.
AUUCAAAACACAACUGAAAACACAAAACAAAAACUUUUUUCCAGACUUUUAAUUAGCUUUUAAUCAAAAAAACUUUUAAUUUAAUUACAAAUACGUAUGGAUUCGGACACUGAGGACGAGGAGGACACGUGGGAGGAGGCCAGGGAUGUGGUCGACGAGCCCCCGGUGGACAGGGAGGCGGAUGAGCCCCCGGAGGACGACGAUAUGACGGACAUCGAGGAGGUGGACGACCCGGAUGUUGACAAUAAGCAGCAAAUACUGGACGACUGUCUGGAGGCGUUCGCCGCCGAAGACUAUAUUAUGGAACCGGGAAUCGUCACGUCGUUGGGCCGGUAUUUCCAAGCGGGCGGUAACCCGGAACAGGUGGUGGAGCUGUUGUCCACCAACUAUCACGCGAUCGCACAGACGGCUAACCUAUUGGCCGAGUGGCUCAUAAUGACAGAUCUGAAGAUAUCGGAAGUCCAGUCCCUCGUUGAGGACCACUUAAAGCAGUUGAUUAUCAAACACUUUGACCCCAAGAAAGCCGACUCUAUAUUCUCGGACGAGACUACCGGC